AUGACAUCCCUGAUCUUUGGCUCGAUUUGGCUGGGCCACAAGGGUAUCGUACAGCAUAAACGCGAAAAGCAGCGGCAGAAAAACUAUGAAAGAUGGGAAGGCCUCCGUGACGAGUAUGACGAACAACGGAAAAUAAACAGGGAGUCGAGAUCUCUCGACAUCCAACGCACCGGGUCAGUCGUGGACUAUGACAAACCCAUCUUGACUCUCCGCGAUCAACAAGAAGCGAACGAUGCCCGUACGAGCUGGCGGCCUCAGGAAGCAUGGGAGGAUGUCCCCGAGAGGAGGGCCAGUGUUGAAGUCACAUCUGGUUCGGGCUUGAGACCGCUGCCCACUCAUAAAACGGGGUCCACUUGGGAUGAAGGGUUGCCGCAACCCUUGAGAGUGAGCAGGCGCAAUUGGGACGACUAUCAAACACCGGUGAGCAGGAGCAGCAGUCUCAGAAACGCCAGCGGCCCAGGUACACCUCGUGACGGUAACUCCAGCAAUGCCCCGUCGGUCCACAAACAGUCUCCUCGGCUGGACGCGCCCGCCCCUGCUAGCACCACUGCCUCUCAUGCACAUGCUUCCAGGAGCGCUAGCAUGCCUGCGGAGAUGCUGCAGCAUGAGACCGUUGAACCGAUUGAGCAUGCAACCCCCGGCGGGCGCAUGGCAGAGUUGAUUGAAAUGAGCGUCCCUCAACAGCCAGCGCCGUACACUGGCCAGGCGCCACAAACGUAUGCCUCCUACCAGCCUCAGCCUUACUUGGCACCGGCACCGGCGCCCGUUGCUCGACCCGCCGAUGGAAGUAUGCCGGAAUGGUGGAACAGGUCCUGA
Fonsecaea multimorphosa CBS 102226 is the source of this 816-nucleotide messenger RNA. RefSeq lists its product as uncharacterized. The coding region runs from base 1 to 816 and encodes 271 amino acids. The transcript has a single exon. Lineage: Eukaryota; Fungi; Ascomycota; Eurotiomycetes; Chaetothyriales; Herpotrichiellaceae. The record is from RefSeq and is a predicted model, not a curated record.